AUGCAGCUGUACCGCUCCAUCAAGACCGCAGCAGAUAACAGCCCCUCUUCACACGAUUCUGAUUCAGUCCUCAGUCUGAUCGCAAAAGGAUGCCAUCAAGUGGGUGAGAAAUGGACCAUCACUUUCGACAUGUCCUCCAUCUCUGCGAGUGACGACGUCCAGCUGUCAGAGCUUCGGAUCAGACUACCAGCGUUCUCCGCCUCCAAGCACGUCACAUUGGACAUUUAUCACUCACGAAAGCAGGACUGCGAGUCUGACACUGAACUGUGCAGCGAGGAGCGCCUUCUCUUGGGCAGCUUUGGCGCAUCGCCCAGUGACACCAGGUCUCAAUGGAACGUGUUCAAUGUGACAGCUCUGCUCAAAUAUUGGCUGCACCAGGGAGACACAGUGACGCAAAGCCAAGAAGCAAGAGUCCUUGUGAUAGAGAAAGAACACGAGAGUGGUGCACCGGACGACGGAGAGGAAAUUGACAUGGCCUACAUCGGGCAUCUUACGCACAGGAAAAGGAAGGUUCACCAUCCGACAGACGAACGGGUUAUGAUGGUUGUCUUCUCCAAGCACAACCUGCCCCGAGAUGGCGAGAGCGCACCCACUCUCAUCCGUACUGUGGAGCACUCCAAAUACGCAAUUUUGGACCAAGUCAGCCGUGAAGCUCAAGGGCGACGCCACAAGAGAAACCGAAUGGAGAGAGUGCGGAUGGCCGGCGGAAUUGCAGCUAAUGCUACUGGGUCAGCGGCUGAAGCCGUCCAACGCCCACUCUGUCGGAAGAUUGACAUGUGGGUAGAUUUCGACCAGAUCGGCUGGAACGAGUGGAUUGUGUAUCCAAAGCGCUACAACGCCUUCCGCUGCGAGGGCGAGUGCCCAACUCCGGUGGAUGAAUCCUUCAGUCCCACCAACCACGCAUACAUGCAAAGCCUGUUGAGACUGUACCAUCCGGAUCGCGUGGGUUGUCCGUCCUGCGUGCCCACGCGCCUCAGCCCGCUGUCCAUGCUGUACUACGGGGACGAAGACGUGGUGUUGCGGCAUCACGAGGACAUGAUCGUGGAGGAGUGUGGCUGUCACUGAUACCCAAGCCACAUCGGGCCCGCAACCACAAAGACUAUUGUGAAAACACUUAUUUAAAAGGCUUCACUUGGAAUAUAUUGUGCGCCAUGGAAUGACUCUUGAAGGUUUGGUGUCCAUCUACCUUAAGUUGUUUGUGGUCGUUAUCACAAGGAAGAUCAAUUCAUUUGCUAUGGUCCUUACUAUACCUUAUUCUAUCUAGGCCUAUGUCAUGAUCUCAACUGGAACCACAGCAUUCCAUAUUAGAAGAUUUGUCCAUGGUUUGAACCAGCAUGAUAAAGAUGUACUGUUAUUUAUUUGAAUAUUUCAAGAAGAAAGACUACCCAUUUUGUGUGUUUUGUGUGUUACGUUUUAUAUUGUGUUUGUCAGUGUUUUGUAAUUUUCAAGAAGUGAAAGAAAUAUGCUGCCAAAAUGGUGCCUUAAAAGUUAUGAUUAUUUUGUAUUUUCACUCAUUUAUUAAUCCUUUAUUACAAUAUAUAUUUUUGUACAUACAAUGAAAAAAUAUAUUAAAGCAUUUUAUUCCGUU
Salmo salar (Atlantic salmon) is the source of this 1588-nucleotide messenger RNA. RefSeq names its product nodal homolog. Gene Ontology annotation, cellular component: extracellular region. NCBI's taxonomy places the organism in Eukaryota, Metazoa, Chordata, Actinopteri, Salmoniformes, Salmonidae. The record is from RefSeq and is a predicted model, not a curated record. Gene Ontology annotation, molecular function: growth factor activity; cytokine activity.